Molecule: messenger RNA, 1826 nt
Organism: Drosophila ananassae
Lineage: Eukaryota; Metazoa; Arthropoda; Insecta; Diptera; Drosophilidae
Gene: Naam
Product: nicotinamidase
Exons: 7
Coding region: 384-1457 (357 amino acids)
Molecular function (GO): calcium ion binding
Source: RefSeq, a predicted model, not a curated record
GCUCUCUCACUUGGCAAUCAGAAUUCACAGCUGACGGACGCGGUUUCUUCCCUCCAAUCGGCAAAGUGCGUGAAACUCAGUUUUUAGCUUAUUAGCUGUUGUAUAUAAUAUAUCAAUCAAUCGACUACCUCAACGACUUUAACGGACCACUAAGUGUGCCUAAACUUAACUUGUUUUAGAGCCGUUGUAAAUCAUAAAACAUUCCAAAAUUUCGUGUGAUAAUCAGAAGGUUUUGGUGUGGUGCGUGAGUUCGAAAGCUUCGAGUGUUUUGUUUAUGAAAAGCUCUAUUGACUAGCGCGUGCUGGCUGCGGGAGCUUCAUUAAGUGAGAGUUGGUUGUUGGAUUUGUUGGCUUUGUUUGAACGUUGGCAACAUCGUCGCCGUUAUGGAUUCACCUACACCGCCAAUUGUCAUCGAAGAUUCAAACGGUUCAGCAAUGGACGCCUGUUUCACGGCAUUCGAUAAAGAUGGCGAUGACCGCCUCAAUCUGGCUGAGUUCUCGAUAAUAUGUCGAGCCCUGUUCCGCAAUGACAAGGGACAUAUCUACGACGUGCCGCCGGAACGCCUAGAGCAGAUAUUUGCCGUUUUCGAUACGAAUGGCGAUGGCUUCAUCGACCGGGAGGAGUUUAAAUUCUGUUGGAAUCAAUGGAUAAAAACGAUUGUGCGACCGGUGAACGCGUUCCUCAUUGUUGAUGUACAAAAUGAUUUUAUAAGUGGUUCCUUGGAUAUAAGUAAUUGCAGUGCACAGCAGCAAGGACACGAGAUACUGGAGCCCAUCAACAAGCUGCUGGAUACGGUUGACUUUGAUGCCGUCUUUUAUUCAUUGGACUGGCAUCCCAGCGAUCAUGUUUCAUUUAUUGAUAAUGUCAAAAUGCGACCCAUGGACGAGUCCUCGGCGUUGGAUGCGGAUUCCGCCCAAGUCUUCGACACGGUUAUCUUUGCCGGUCCGCCGCCGAUGAAGCAGCGUCUGUGGCCCCGCCAUUGCGUCCAAGAUUCCUGGGGUGCCGAGUUGCACAAGGACCUAAAGGUGGUGGAUCACGGUAUCAAGGUGUACAAGGGCACCAAUCCGGAGGUGGACUCGUAUUCGGUCUUUUGGGACAACAAGAAGUUGUCGGAUACCACGCUGAAUGCACAGCUGAAGAUGAAGGGCGCCACGGACAUAUACGUGUGCGGCCUGGCCUACGAUGUGUGCGUGGGUGCCACGGCCGUGGACGCGCUCUCCGCAGGAUAUCGGACCAUACUCAUUGACGACUGCUGCCGGGGUACGGAUUUUCAUGACAUCGAGCACACAAAGGAGAAGGUGGUCACCAGGGACGGCGUCAUUGUUCACACCGCCGAUGUGAAGGCUAUGGCUGAGGGACGAGAUCGCCGCCCCGAAUUGGGCUACAAACUGGCCAUGGAGCUUAAGAGCCCCGACUCGGUUCUUUCGCAACGCAACGGCUUUAGACCCACAUAUUAAAUUCCAAGGAAUUCUCGAAAAACAUCACGCUAGGCUUAUCUUCAUGGUGAAAAAAGACAAACGGCUUUCAUGUAGCUUACGGUUAGAGCGAUUCGAUUAAUUUAGUUUAGAACGAACACCUGUGAAGUGCCUUUGUAGUUGGGCUAGCUUUUGCUAAAUACAUUCUAGAAUGGUAAACUCUUUUUUAAGCCUGUUAUCCAUGUGGAUUUUACAUGACAUUAAAGUACUUAAAAACCCGAAAACUUAAACUUAAAGUGCAACAUUCUUGCCCCAUAUAUAAUAACCCAAUUAAAAACAUGGUUUAAGUAUUAUGAAGCUCUCUGUAACCCAAGCACCUUUAAAUAUAAUUCCAACAGUAAACAAAACAAA